Messenger RNA from Saccharomyces kudriavzevii IFO 1802, 954 nucleotides. RefSeq names its product phytoceramidase (gene YPC1). The transcript has a single exon. Gene Ontology annotation, cellular component: endoplasmic reticulum membrane. Bases 1 to 954 code for a protein of 317 amino acids. Lineage: Eukaryota; Fungi; Ascomycota; Saccharomycetes; Saccharomycetales; Saccharomycetaceae. The record is from RefSeq and is a predicted model, not a curated record. Gene Ontology annotation, biological process: ceramide catabolic process; ceramide biosynthetic process.
AUGGGAAUAUUUCGUUGGAACUAUCCAGAGAGUUCCGUACCCGGGUUUUGGGGAGAAACAACAUCAACUAUUGACUGGUGUGAGGAGAACUAUGUAGUUUCUCCUUAUGUUGCAGAAUGGACAAACACUUUAACUAACAUCGUGUUCAUACUUUCAGCCAUAUAUACAACCUACUCUGCAUACAAGAAUAGACUAGAGAAAAGAUUUUUACUUAUUGGUUUCGGGUACGGUUUGGUCGGAGUGGGGUCAUGUUUAUUUCAUAUGACCUUGAAGUAUAGAUUUCAAUUGCUGGAUGAAUUACCCAUGAUAUACGCCAUGUGCAUUCCGACAUGGAGUCUGUUAUGUGAAGCUAAAGAGGCGCUGCUCAAUGGGGACAAUCAUAAGAAGGUUCCUCUAUUCGAACAGAUAGUUUUUGGAAUCAUUAUUGCUCUAGCCGUUACAACAGCAAGCAUACUCUACGUUAUUUUUAAGAAUGUGGAUAUCCACCAGAUUUUGUUUGGUGUACAAAUUGUGGUCGUCGCCGCCGCUGCCGGAAGCUUGACAUAUCGAUACGUCCAUGAUCCGCUUGCCAAAAGGAAUCUUAAAGCUUCCAUGGCACUUGGUGCUAUAUUGUUUUUAUCAGGUUACGUAUCAUGGUUACUGGAUAUCCAUUUUUGUUCGUUCUGGGUGCAUAUUAGAAGAAGCAUCCUGGCCUUACCGCUUGGCGUACUUCUUGAGCCACACGGAUGGUGGCAUAUCCUUACUGGUAUGGGUAUUUAUUUCUACAUUGUUUCUUUGGAGUAUUUGAGGGUCAUCACUUUAAACAUUAGUUCUGAUUACCUGUUCAUUUGGAGAUGGAAAGUCUUUCCUGAAUUGAUAAGGGUAGGGCACAACCCGUCGACAAGGUACUCGCUUGAACUAUUUGGGUCGUACGUAGAAGAUCAAUCAGUUGGGGCUCAUAAAAAAAGGGAAUGA